This is a messenger RNA of Papilio machaon (common yellow swallowtail), 2148 nucleotides long. RefSeq lists its product as uncharacterized. NCBI's taxonomy places the organism in Eukaryota, Metazoa, Arthropoda, Insecta, Lepidoptera, Papilionidae. The record is from RefSeq and is a predicted model, not a curated record. The transcript has 5 exons. Bases 178 to 2148 code for a protein of 656 amino acids.
GCGCCCGAGAUGCGGGCAACCCUAUAAGCGGGCGGAGCGGCGUGCGGGUGAAGAAACGUCACUCAAAAUCUCAACCGGCUGCCGAUGCAUACGCGCACCGUAUAAUUUGUCUUUUUGCAACUUUGUUAAUUCCAAAAUAAACCAUUACAACCAAGCAACUGUGUUUGGCCUAAACAAAUGGUCCAUCGAGCCUCAACAAUCAACAACGAAAAUACAGUCCACUCAUUUAAUACGUUUGGAGCGAACGAAGUGCAGCAAAUUAUCGCGACAUCGGCUCAACGGCCGCCGGAGUCAAACUUCAGACAUCAAGACAAAGGAAGUACCGUGUGGACAGGGGAAGAUAAAGUGGAGAUUGAGGUGUGUUCCGACAAGCCAGAGGACGAAUACGAGGAACGUUCAAAAUUCGAAGAGCGUUAUUACGCGCUGAUGGCGCAAGCGCGCAAUCUGCUGUGCAGAGAUGGUGCAGCAGAUGACGGCCGCUCUGUUGCAGGUUCGAUAUGCAAACAAGCAGCUAUGGUGAAAGUGAUUGACGACAACGGCAACAGCAUGGACGCACGGCUUCUACUCGAUAACGGCAGUACAGCAAAUUUUAUAACGCAGUCGCUUUGCAGUAAACUAAAAUUAUCUACACGUUCUGUAAGUUCUGAAAUUAAUGGCAUUAAUAAUCAAUCGUUAACUAGUACACAAGCUUGCAAUUUAACAAUCGAGUCCCAAUGUUGUAGGUAUAAAGCGAAUAUAGAAUGUUAUAUUUUACCGGAGAUAACUAAAAUACUCCCUUCUACUAUUAUAGACAUCAGUCAACUUUCGUUGCCCUCAGAUCUACAUCUAGCUGACCCUUCGUUCAACAUACCGUCAGUAAUCGACAUUCUCGUCGGGGCUGAAGUUUUCUGGGAUGUUAUAUGUACUAAAUCAAUUAACCUAGGCAAAAACAAACCUAAGUUAGUUGAAUCAAAAUUAGGUUGGAUUGUUACAGGCCAACUACCAAUACAGACAACAUCAAAUUUUACUCAUUCUUGUAAUUUGUCGAUUAGAGAUCUUGACAACAAUUUGAAAAGGUUUUGGGAACUCGAUUCCGUCGCUUCGAGCCAUGCCCUGUCUAGUGAAGAACGAGCUUGUGAGGAAAGCUUUAACUUGAAUACUAUCCGUGACGAAGACGGUCGAUUUAUUGUAACGAUCCCAUUAAAAAAUAAUACUAAUGUCUUAGGUGAGUCAUAUGAAAUGGCGCAACGCCGUUUUUUAUCAUUGGAACGUCGAUUUCAACGUAAUCCUGUCUUCAAAGAACGAUAUAUAGCAUUUAUGCAGGAAUACGAACGUUUGGGUCAUAUGACUGAAAACAAUACGCGUAAUACUUCUGAAGCAGAGUCUAAUAUCGAAUACUUUUUGCCGCACCAUGGAGUCAUUAAUGAUGCUAGUACAACAACAAAAUUUCGUGUAGUUUUUGAUGCAUCUGCUCCAACCUCGUCCGGGCUAUCAUUCAACGACAUCCAAAUGGUAGGACCCACUAUACAAGACGAUCUUCUUUCGAUUUUGUUGCGUUUUCGGCAACAUAAGUAUGUCAUAUCCGCGGACAUUGAAAAAAUGUAUAGAGCUAUUAAUGUUACACCUAACCAACGCAGUUUACAACAAAUAAUUUUUAGGGAGAACAAUAAGUUACCUCUCAAAACUUACAAACUUAAUACGGUAACUUAUGGCACCGCGUCAGCUCCUUAUUUGGCCACAAAGUGUCUAAGCAGCCUAGCGUCAAGCGCGUCGAAUGAACAAACUAAACGGUCAAUUUUACAAGACUUCUAUGUGGACGACUACCUUAGUGGCGGCGACACCAUACCACAGGUAGUGCAAUUAAAUGCCUCGGAAAAGGUGUACGGGUCUUGUGUUUACGUGCGUUCGAUAGAUGAGCAAAAUCAAGUAAAGGUUAGAUUAUUAAUAUCUAAAAAUCGCGUAGCACCGAUCAAGCCUACAACUAUUCCACGCCAGGCGGGAUUCCCUCGGCAGGGGAGACCAGACGGCCAAGGGUCAGGGAGAAAGGGAAAGAAACCGGCGGACAAUUCGGGCGGUAUCGAGAAGCACCGCUUUCUGCAUUUGAGCUCGGAGCACACCGUCCCGGAGCCCCAGCCUCCUCAAGUAUCCAGAAAGGCUGACUGGAAUUAA